AAAAAAAAAAAAAGAAGACCAAAUUCUCUUUUUCCCUACAAAAAUAGCUCUCACGUAAUGGCCUCUUCUUCUGCAACGAGACCUCAAGUGUUCAUCAACUUUCGCGGACCAGAUUUGCGCAAAGGCAUUGUCAGCUUUCUCGUGCAUGAAUUGACACGCGAAAAUAUCAACGUCUUCAUAGACGAUCAAGAGGAGAGGGGACAACACCUUUCAACCUUGUUUCGAAGGAUAGAGGAGUCCAAGCUGGCGCUGGCAAUAUUCUCCGAAAAGUACUCCGAGUCAAAAUGGUGCUUGGACGAGCUGGCGAAGAUCUAUGAAUGCGUGAAAGACAAUAAACUUAAAGUGAUCCCAGUCUUCUACAAGAUUCCCGUCGAUUCUGUUACACAUCUCACUGGGCACUUCGGCGAUCAAUACAGAAAGUUGAAGAACGAAUACAAAUUAAAAGAGCCAGAAAGGGUCAAGAGUUGGAAAGAAGCCUUGAUGUCCAUUCCUAAGUACUUUGCCAUGCCACUUUCGGCAGCCAGUGGCACGUCAGAUAAAGAUUUCGUAGACAAAAUCGUCAAGGAGGUACAGAGAACGCUGAAGGCCGUCAAGGGGCAGCCUGAAGCAGUUCAGGAAAGACAGCAACCUGAAGCAGUUCAGAUAAGACAGCAACCUGAAGCAGUUCAGAUAAGACAACCGAUUGUAAAUCGUCAGAGUUGCAUGUACAGUUUAGAGAACCUGACGAUCAGCAGUUCUUGUAAAGCCAGUUAUUGGACCAUUGUGUCCAUAUCCGAGUCACCCAAUGAGGAGUCCAGUAAAGUUGCGAAGAUGAGAGAGUGUUGGUAUCUAGAUUUCCGCGGAACGGUCGACACCACAAAACUGGCAUCCGGGACAAGGUACGAGGUGGUGUUUGUGGUGAAAGUAGAGGAUACUAUGCGCAGAUGGGAUUCUCCGGCAAUGGUACGACUGAUGGUACCCGAUAACGAGCUUCAAGAGCGGAAAUUGCAAUUUGUCGAUCUCGAAAGAAACGAGUGGAUUGAAAUUCAGGCCGGCGUUUUCAUUGCACAGCCGCAUAAAGUGCAGACCGAGUUCAAGUUGUACCAGUAUGAGCCUAUUCUGAUGACAGGGCUCAUCCUUAAAGGGGCUAUAAUUCGUCCCGUGGAGUAAUACAAAUGCAUCAUACGCCACGUACAAGCUGAAGUUUGAGUCUAUCUUUCUAUGAAUGGUGGCACUAUCUAUCUUAAAUACUAUUGUAAUGAAUAAGUUAAGUUGAUUGCUUUGUUGUUUUGGUUUGUUUUGUUAAACGAUUGUGUUUGUGUUUGUGUUUAUAAUAAUUGAAUUUAAGUUUUCAUUUAAAUAACUUCUUUAUCAUACGAAAAUGCAUUUGCUUGUUGGUUUUUGUAUA
Messenger RNA from Eruca vesicaria subsp. sativa (arugula), 1387 nucleotides. The record is from the annotation of a GenBank genome assembly. Lineage: Eukaryota; Viridiplantae; Streptophyta; Magnoliopsida; Brassicales; Brassicaceae.